Lacerta agilis (Sand lizard) is the source of this 1580-nucleotide messenger RNA. RefSeq names its product teneurin-4-like. Lineage: Eukaryota; Metazoa; Chordata; Lepidosauria; Squamata; Lacertidae. Gene Ontology annotation, cellular component: membrane. The record is from RefSeq and is a predicted model, not a curated record. The transcript has 6 exons. Bases 831 to 1580 code for a protein of 249 amino acids. Gene Ontology annotation, biological process: signal transduction.
GGGCGGCUCUCCCGUUCGCAGGCAAGCGGAGGAUUGGCUCGUGCGCUCCCAUUCAUGCAACCUGCCUGGCUGAGUGCGCCGCGCUCGCUUCGCCCCUCCUGCGCCUGCCUGCCUGCCUGCGUGUGUGUGUGUGUGUGUCUGUGUGUAUAAGAGAGCCAGAAGGCGAGAGAAGGAAGAGAGAGAGAGAAGCAGAAGAGGAGGAGGAGGAGGAGAAAGGCACGCGAGGCGUUUUUUGGUGGGAUUGCAGCUUGCUGGGAAGCCUGGACAUUGAAAAGCAAAGAGAGAGAAGAAAAAAGAUGUGCGCGUACUGAUCCUCUUUUUCACCUCGCUCGGCGGAGAGAGAAAUCUGCAGCUGAGAACGGGGAACGGGUGCUUCCUUUUGAUUUGGGGAUUUGGCGUUUUUCAUGGGUUGGUCUCUGCAUGGCUGAUCCCGCCUGGUUUUAGAGGAUGAGCCGCGGCCGUUUCCGGGCUUGAUUUAGCGCGAUCCGCACCGCACAGCACCCUCCCGGCUUGGGAUCCAGCUGCUGGGCAGAUCGGAACGCGCAGGCGGAGCGGACGGCGAGCCCUGCAGAAAUGAAUGUUCUUCUGGGCUGCCCUUAAAGGAAGAUCAGAUGACACCAAAGAAGGAUUUGCAGAGCUUCAGGCCCCUGCUAUUCCCCCUUCUGCUGUAAUGGAGCCAGGUAAACUGCAAUCAACACAUGUCCUGGUUAAGGCUGCAUACUUCAAGGAUCUUUUCAUGGAUUAUUCCUAGAUCUUUCCAACAGAACAUUCCGAUCUGAUUGCCUCACGGACGCCGUUUCUUUGAUGUUGAAGACAGAGACGAGAGGGCCAUGGAUGUGAAAGAAAGGAAGCCGUAUCGUUCUCUGACCAGGCGCCGCGAUGCAGAGCGCCGCUACACCAGCUCGUCCGCAGAGAGCGAGGACAGCAAGAUACCUCAGAAGUCGUACAGCUCCAGCGAGACUCUGAAGGCUUACGAUCAGGACUCCAGGCUGACGUACGGCAACCGGGUGAAAGAAAUGGUGCACCAGGAAGUGGACGAGUACUGCCGAACAGGAGCCAACUUUUCCUUGCGAGAGCUAGGCCUCGAAGACGUAUCGCCUCCGCCGCACGGGACUCUGUACCGGACAGAUAUAGGGCUGCCCCACUGUGGCUACUCCAUCAGCGCCGGCUCGGACGCCGACACAGAAGCCGACGCGGUCAUGUCCCCGGAGCACCCCGUGAGGCUGUGGGGGCGCAACCCCAAGUCGGGCCGCAGCUCCUGCUUGUCCAGUCGAGCCAACUCCAACCUCACCCUCACCGAUACGGAACACGAUAACACCGAAACCGGUCCUCCUUUGCAUUGUUCAUCUGCUUCAUCAACCCCUAUUGAGCAAACCCCCUCCCCUCCCCCCUCCCCGCCAGCCAAUGAGAGCCAGAGGAGGUUGCUAGGCAAUGGGGUGGCCCAGCCAACUCAGGACUCUGACUCUGAAGAAGAGUUUGUCCCCAGUUCAUUCUUAGUUAAAAGUGGCUCUGGGAAUCUCUCUCUCCCAUCUAUUGGUGAGUUCAUUCUAUCUACCUACUUAACUGUGUUACUGCUUUAA